Messenger RNA from Apodemus sylvaticus (European woodmouse), 7088 nucleotides. RefSeq names its product PBX homeobox 1 (gene Pbx1). Gene Ontology annotation, biological process: neuron development; embryonic organ development; brain development. Gene Ontology annotation, molecular function: DNA-binding transcription factor activity, RNA polymerase II-specific; RNA polymerase II cis-regulatory region sequence-specific DNA binding. Bases 714 to 2006 code for a protein of 430 amino acids. NCBI's taxonomy places the organism in Eukaryota, Metazoa, Chordata, Mammalia, Rodentia, Muridae. Gene Ontology annotation, cellular component: nucleus. The transcript is spliced from 9 exons. The record is from RefSeq and is a predicted model, not a curated record.
CCUCCUCCUCUCAGGCUGUGGUUUUUCUGUAUAUGUUUCUGGAGUCCUGAGCCUGGGCUAAACAAAAGCAGGAGGCUGACGGGGCUGCUGGAGUUUGCAGAGACACGGAGGAGGAGAGAGCUUGGGCUUUGCCUGCCGCCACGACUGGGGGAGAUCUGGCUUCUGCUACAGCCCACCCCCUUUGAGAUCACUCUGGCCCGGAGUGGGGGUGGGGGGCAGCGGGGGGUGGGGGGGAAAGUUUGCAUUGCAAUCCCCCUGCCUUCCUCUCCUUUCUCCCGAUCAAUGCAUAUUUGCAAAAGGAUUAAGCCACAGAUUUAAGCGCCGGGAGCUCAUUUCUGCCUUGCAAAGGAGAUCGGACUGAAAAACCCAAAGGCAGCUCUGAUUUCUUUUCGCCAAGUGGGAAGGUGGUUUAUUUUUCUUGCUUUUUUGGAGUCAACACCCUUCCCCACCAGCCCUUAUCCCCACCCUCACCCCGCAACCCCUUCACGCCCCCCUCCCCCUCCCCAUCCUCCCACCAUCCUCUAAAGAGGCAAAGAGAUUUUUUUUCCCCUUUUGGUCUUCUUUUUUUUUUUUUUUUUUUUUUAAAAACCCUGGUCCCUGUUUAUCCUGAAAAGGAUUUGAAGACAGCUUGAAGGAUAAAAAGCCUCGGUGCUUCCCAGGCGCCGAGCCGAGAAGCCGAAGAGGAAGAGCCGGGGCUGCCGGAGCCUUCAGAGAUGGACGAGCAGCCGAGGCUGAUGCAUUCCCACGCUGGGGUCGGGAUGGCCGGACACCCCGGCCUGUCCCAGCACUUGCAGGAUGGGGCCGGAGGGACCGAGGGGGAGGGCGGGAGGAAGCAGGACAUCGGGGACAUUUUACAGCAAAUUAUGACCAUCACAGACCAGAGUUUGGAUGAAGCGCAGGCCAGAAAACAUGCUUUGAACUGCCACAGGAUGAAGCCUGCCUUGUUUAAUGUGUUGUGUGAAAUCAAAGAAAAAACAGUUUUGAGUAUUCGGGGAGCCCAAGAAGAGGAGCCCACAGACCCCCAGCUCAUGCGACUGGACAACAUGCUGCUAGCAGAAGGGGUGGCGGGGCCCGAGAAGGGCGGAGGCUCGGCGGCAGCAGCGGCGGCGGCGGCAGCUUCUGGGGGUGCAGGUUCAGACAACUCAGUGGAGCAUUCCGAUUACAGAGCCAAACUCUCACAGAUCAGACAAAUCUACCACACAGAGCUGGAGAAGUAUGAACAGGCAUGCAAUGAAUUCACCACCCACGUGAUGAACCUCCUUCGAGAGCAAAGCCGGACCAGGCCCAUCUCUCCAAAGGAGAUCGAGCGGAUGGUCAGCAUCAUCCACCGCAAGUUCAGCUCCAUCCAGAUGCAGCUGAAGCAGAGCACGUGUGAGGCAGUCAUGAUCCUGCGCUCCCGGUUUCUGGAUGCGAGGCGGAAGAGACGGAAUUUCAACAAGCAAGCCACAGAAAUUCUGAAUGAAUAUUUCUAUUCCCAUCUCAGCAACCCUUACCCCAGUGAGGAAGCCAAAGAGGAGUUAGCCAAGAAGUGCGGCAUCACAGUCUCCCAGGUAUCAAACUGGUUUGGAAAUAAGCGAAUCCGGUACAAGAAGAACAUAGGUAAAUUUCAAGAGGAAGCCAAUAUUUAUGCUGCCAAAACGGCUGUCACUGCCACCAAUGUGUCAGCCCAUGGAAGCCAAGCUAACUCGCCCUCCACUCCCAACUCAGCGGGUUCUUCCAGUUCUUUUAACAUGUCAAACUCUGGAGAUUUGUUCAUGAGCGUGCAGUCACUCAAUGGGGAUUCUUACCAAGGGGCCCAGGUUGGAGCCAACGUGCAAUCACAGGUGGAUACCCUUCGCCAUGUUAUCAGCCAGACAGGAGGAUACAGUGACGGACUCGCAGCCAGUCAGAUGUACAGUCCGCAGGGCAUCAGUGCUAAUGGAGGUUGGCAGGAUGCUACUACCCCUUCAUCAGUGACCUCCCCUACAGAAGGCCCUGGCAGUGUUCACUCUGAUACCUCCAACUGAUCUCCCAGCAAUCGCAUCCCGGCUGACCCUGUGCCGCAGUUGGGGCAGGGGCAGGAGGGAGGGUUUCUCUCCCAACGCUGAAGCGGUCAGACUGGAGGUCGAAGCAAUCAGCAAACACAAUAAGAGUCUCCUUCUCUUCUCUUCUUUGGGAUGCUAUUUCAGCCAAUCUGGACACUUCUUUAUACUCUCUUCCCUUUUUUUUCUGGGUAGAAGCCACCCUUCCCUGCCUCCAGCUGUCAGACUGGUUUCUGUCAUCUUCCCUGGCCUCUGCUCUCAGUUAUAGACUCCCCGGUUCCUGCCCUCUAUUAUUUUCCCCCCGCAAUUAGAGGAAUUUAAAAAGGAAAACCAAAUUACAAGGAAAACAAUAAACGCAUUUGUAUGUUUUCACGCUGGUGGUUUGAGGAGCCAACUUUACCUCACGAGGAGCCCUCAUCCCUACGUUGGCAGGCAAUCCUUCUGUCUCCCUUGUGACUCUCACUACCUCUUAGCAGGAAUACACCACACUGCCCUACUCAUUCCAAGCCACUCUGUCUCCAUUUCCCCCUUCUUUCUGGGAACAAUCCUGACUUCUUCCUCUUCUUUCUGCCCCAGGUGUUUGUUGGGGACAGCCAUAACUGAGCUUCUAAAGGUGCCACAGGUCCCAAUGUAGCUCCAUCAGGCUGAGUCCUAGGCAGGAAGUCUGGCAGGUGAGGGCACAAAGAACAGCAAAGGCAGGACUCCUAUCAACUUUCUCAUCCUCUUAGAAAUAGCUCUUGGUCUUAGAGGCACAGUCUAUGGUGACCAUUUGACCGUUCAGUGCUCAGAACCUCAGGAAAGCUAGGUCUAAGAGAGGCAUCCUGAUGAGGGUGUCUAUAAAGAGUGAAGGAUCUCAUCCUGAAAGGCUUCACUGUUCCUUCAUGGGCAUGCACAUACAUACAUGACACACAGUCGGACACAUGCACAACCUCACAGCUUUGCCUGGCAGGAUGCUACUAACCUAUCAUCAGUGAUCUCCCCUACAGAAGGCACUGGAAGCAUUUAUUCUGAUACCUCCCAGAUGGUCUUCCAGCAAUCAAAUCCUGUACAAACACGUACAUUAGCUAUCACAGUGCUCUAUCUGGAGAGCCUAAGAGAGAAGCAGUAUGUGGCUAGGGCUUCAAGGACCCACUAAUAUGUACUUACUGCUAGGAUGUAUAGGAUAGUACUAACACGGGUCAGGAGUCAAGUGUAAACUGUCUUCAUUCCUACCACCUCUGGAGCUCUCAGGGAGCCACACACAGGACUUCCAGUGUCUGGCAGGUGAGGGCAACAAAGAUUUGGAUGCUUUGUGUUUUUAUUAUAUCAUCUUUUCAAAAGAUUAUAGUAAACCAUGGUCUUUGUUUUGGGUUUCUCCUCCAGAGAGGAGAAUCGUAUAAGUAUAUGGUUAACAUUUACUAAUUAAUUUGAGGACAUAAGAAUCAUAGAGAAAGGAUGAUGAAUUUUGUUGUUGUUGUUGAGUUAAUCACAGUGAUCUAUCUAUAUGCCAAGAGAUUGACAGAAAAAUCACAGUUGCUAGAAAGGUAGUUUUGCUUUGACAUAAGCUUAAAUUCUCCAGAUGGUUCUGCCAGCCAUAAAGAUGGCAGCUUGGUCAGUAGAUUAGGUGGCAAGUGGCCAGAUAUCUUUGGGGCCUCAUGCACAUCCUCUGUAGAAUGGGAAUGUUAUGCUUGGCUUACCAAGGAGCUUGUAAGAAGCCCAAGAACAGGUCGAUGGUCAGGGAAAGUGAUGUCCCUAUGAUGAACAUUUCUUGCUAGGUCAGAACAAUAUGUGGUUUUCUUGUUCCAGUUUCUGUUUGUUAUCAGUACCUUGAUGCCAUCCCCAUUAUGACAGUGUUUCAGAAGCUUUCUGCUCUGAUUUGGUUUUGGUCUGUUUGUCUUCUUAGGAUAGAGAAGAGAUUCAAAACUUGAGGAGUAGAACCUGGUUUUAUUAGUUUCAACUUGAAUCCAAUUAGGAGGCCUUGCAAGUCCUUGUCCCUAUUACAACUCUUUUCCUUCAGGGACUCCCAGGAAGAAGUACAAGAGCUUGAGGGCUGAGGGACAAGCCCACAGCACCAUACACAUUCCACAUGUAGUGAUAAAUAGGAAACACGCUUCAUGUAUGUUUGGAGAAGUCAGGCAUGUAUAGCUGAAAACCUGAGGGGACUGAGUAUUUGAAGAUAAUGCAGAACGUAAUUAUUUGGCAAAUGAAAAUUUGUCCAGCUGACCCAAGUCACUGGAAGACUAUCAUCUAAUCUGUGCCAUGGUCAGAACAGGUGCCUAGAAGGGACAAACGUGUGUGUGUGUGUGUGUGUGUGUGUGUGUGUGUGUGUGUGUGUGUGUGCUGAUGAGAACUGGUGAUCUUUGUCUUUGUGGAAGGAAUAUAUUGAAACCACUCGCAGAAGCAUGGUUGGGUCACAUCCAUUUAACAUGAAGCAAAUUAUAAGAAUUGCUGAAGGGUUCUCUUAGAAACAAGAGUGAUGCCAGCUUCCGAUUGAACACAUGAAGGGCCAUUAGUGGAUCAGUCCACAGCAGUGCCACCCUCACAGAAUGCUUCUCUCUAGGCCGUAGUUGCACUGAGAGUCCCACCCAGCACUUCCGUAGGCCUCCUGUGAGUCCCACACUUAGCUGGUAGUCAACUCCAUGCUCACUGCCACCUCCAACAUGGCAGCCACCAGAUCUCCGUUGUCAAACAAGGCCAGGGAAAACAGGCAGCCUACUGAUAGAAGUGGAAAGAGUGCGCCUCUAGAAACUUAGCUUCCUAGGAUUUCAGGUCAGGUCAGUGCUCUAGGCUCCCAAAAAACUGUGUCCCAGAAUUUCUUCCUAGUCUUUAAGUACAAGUGGAAGUGCUUUGUUUUCCACAGUAGCAGUUCCCUCCUGAGAAAUGGUAGCAGACCUUGUGGUUGCCACCCUGUAACUUGUUUAUCAUCACUUCUUCCUGCUGGAGUAGAAUGGACUUCUGGGUAGCUGUUGAGCCCACAGGCACCUUCCCUCCGCUUCCUUCCCCGUGGUAGUAGUACUUAAUUAUUACUAUUAUUAUUUUGAUUGCUUUUGCUCACACCUAUCUUCGCUUCUUUCUUCCUCCUCUUUAUUUUUUCUGCCCAGAAAAACCUGACUUCGAUACCAAAAAAAGAUAAAACUUCAGAAACUCAAAUUUAAAAAAAAGAAAAAAACUCUUAGAAAAAAAAAAAGGAAAAAAAAACUCAACAAUUCUUUCAGCUUUAUUAACAUUUUCCAUUGUUUCUUGCGAAUUGUGUCUCGUUCUUUGUAGUAUUGAUGAUGAACAUUUGAUAAUGAAUGUUCUUGUAUAUUCAGAUAAAGAAAAAAACCAAAAAAGCGGUCUGAAUUUAAUAGUGUUUAUAAUAAAAAAAAUUAAAAAUGACCCUCAUAGCACGCAAAACAGGAAGGGAAAGUAUCCCUUCUCUCUGUGACAAUACACAUCAUUCCUGCGUAUGUUUUUUUUUAACACCAAACUACCUAUGUUCCUUAUUUCUCCCGUUUUUCUUUUUUAUUUUCUUGCAUUUGUGAAUUAGUUCAAGAAUGCUAGAAAAGUGUCAAGGUGUGUACAUCCAUUUCUUCUUUCACGGUGUUUAAAAGUGACCGUAAAUUCAUUUUGUAAACUAAAAAAAAAAAAAACAAAAACAAAAAAAAAAAAACAAAAAAAAAGGAAAAAAAAGAAAAAAGAAAAAAAAAAGGUUGGAAUAGUGAACAAUAAUAGGUUCAACCUAACACAUUAUGUUUAUUAAUUUUGAGACCCAGAAAUGAAUUCUUCUCUUUAUUCCUGCUCUUAAAAAUACAAAAAAAGGAGAAAGUUUUGUGGUUUUCGGUUUUGUUUAUUUGAGGGGGGUGCUCCUUUUUCACUGGUGUAUGGGUCUUGCUGGUUGUGUUGCUUACACAUGUAUACAGGGUGAUGUGAAAAGAGGUACCUGGGAGGGAGAGAAGGCCGUUCCCAUCCUCUGCUUUGCUUCACUCCGUGUCAAAACCAACAAUUAAGCCCAUAGCCACAGGUGCCUGCUUUCUUGCAUGCCCAGGGUGUGGUACUCCAGUAGUCCCUGAGAUAAGGAGGCAGGGACUUUCUUCCUGAAAUACUCCCUGAAUCUGUCCAGAGGAGUUCUUACAUUGAAAAGAAAGGCUUUUGUUGAUUCUGAAAGGCUUUCUUCUCCCUGAUUAAUAUCAACAGUCCACAAGAAUGCUUCCAACCAGACAGGAUCUUUCUCCAGGCAGAACUCCACAGGAGGUACUGCUAGCGCUUACCCAGUAGAGCAGACCCAUGAAGCAGGCCCUGGGCCCAUCUUCUUGGGAUCCAGAGUCCUGUCUUCUGGGUGCAGUGUGGGUAUAGUGAGGAGCCAGGGUCAAGGCUGCAAUUAGAAUGCUAACCUCUGGUGAGGUUAACUCUAAAUUGCCAGGUAGGCUUCAUCAGAAAGUCUGUAUUAGUCACAGGGAACAAGAAAGCCAUGCGGUUGGACAGACGUUCAGUUUCGGACAUUGCUUAUUCAAGCACUCAGGUGUUCAGAAAGCAGACAGAAUUCCAGCCAGAUACAUAAAGAAGACAGGCUUGAGCAGCGGAACUCUGACGUAGGAAGCAGUCCACCUGGAGGCAGCUUAGCUCUUGUCUCUAGGUCCUGAGAAAUGAAAGGCAACCCUUUUCACAUCACCUCUGUGGUUUCCAGCCUAGCUCAAAGCUUUCUGGAAACUUUUAUUUUAUUUUAUUUUGUAAGCUACUUCUUUCCCUUUCGUUAAAAUAAAACAUUGAAUGUUUGCUCCUCCUUCUCUCUAUUUCUUCUUCCCUUUGGGGGUUUCAUUUUGAAGUGUGUUCCUUUGGUUGUUGGUUUUAUCUCCCCCUCACUUUCUUCUCUUAUUAUCAAGAGUAUAAACCUGCAAAGCUCGGCUCUACUUUGGUUUUGAAAGUUUAAGCUUCUCUGCUUCUGUGCAAGCACAGGCCUCUGUCCCCUUCGAUUCCAGCUGAACUUUUGUGUUCUCUAAUGAUACUAACACGAUGUAGGUUUUACAGUCUCCUAAUUUGUACUGGUAAUGCAGAUUCCAAAUAAAUAGUUUCUUUUGUUGCAAAAAAAUAUAUAUAUACACACUUGUA